This is a messenger RNA of Lipotes vexillifer (Yangtze River dolphin), 1852 nucleotides long. It is a transcript of the gene P2RX1, whose product is annotated as purinergic receptor P2X 1. Gene Ontology annotation, biological process: calcium ion transmembrane transport; response to ATP. Gene Ontology annotation, cellular component: plasma membrane. The coding region runs from base 430 to 1629 and encodes 399 amino acids. The record is from RefSeq and is a predicted model, not a curated record. The transcript is spliced from 12 exons. Gene Ontology annotation, molecular function: purinergic nucleotide receptor activity; extracellularly ATP-gated monoatomic cation channel activity; ATP binding. NCBI's taxonomy places the organism in Eukaryota, Metazoa, Chordata, Mammalia, Artiodactyla, Lipotidae.
CUGACAGCUUUAUCUUUGCCUUGUGCCGGGUGGCCCAUGGUUUCCUGCCAACAGCUCCCGUUUCCGGAGGCCCAGCAGGGCCCAGGCGGAGCCAGGAGGGGCAGGGGGGCCGGGCCUGGGUGGCCCCCCUGGCCCCGCCCCCGCCUAUCUUUGGGAAUUUAUUUGUCCACAGGCACAGCUGGUCCACAGUCCAUCGCCUGCCAGGGGCCAAGAGCGGCUCUGACUACCCAAGGACUCUCCCUCCCAGCUCAAGUGCUGACAACUGACCUCUGACUCCUGACCUCUGGCCCCACCUUUCCCACCCUGCUCUUCCUAAGGGGCUGGGAAGCCUCUAGAAACUUCGCUGUAGACGCGGGUGUUGACGCCUGGCUCACCCCGGGAGCCAAGGCUGGGCAGGGGGCUCGGUCCUCAGCCCCCAGCUGGGCCACCAUGGCGAGGCGGCUCCAGGGCGAGCUGGCUGCCUUCUUCUUUGAGUACGACACCCCCCGAGUGGUGCUUGUGCGCAACAAGAAGGUGGGCGUCGUCUUCCGCCUGAUCCAGCUCGUGGUUCUGGCCUACGUCAUUGGGUGGGUGUUUGUCUAUGAGAAGGGCUACCAGACCUCGAGUGGCCUCAUCAGCAGCCUGUCUGUGAAACUCAAGGGUCUGGCUGUGACGAAGAUCCCAAGCCUGGGCCCCCAGGUCUGGGAUGUGGCUGACUACGUCUUCCCAGCCCAGGGAGACAGCUCCUUUGUGGUCAUGACCAAUUUUAUCGCCACCCCCCGGCAGGCCCAAGGCCACUGUGCAGAGAACCCGGAAGGGGGCACGUGCACGAAUAAUAGUGGCUGCACCCCGGGAAAGGCAGAAAGGAAGGCCCAAGGCAUCCGCACAGGCAAGUGUGUGGCCUUCAACGACAUCGUGCAUACGUGUGAGAUCUUUGGCUGGUGCCCCGUGGAGGUGGAUGACAACAUCCCAUGCCCUGCCCUUCUCCGAGAGGCCGAGAACUUCACUCUCUUCAUCAAGAACAGCAUCAGCUUUCCACGCUUCAAGGUCACCAGGCGCAACCUGGUGGAGGAGGUGGAUGCCGCCUACAUGAAGACCUGCCUCUAUCACAAGACCUUGCACCCACUGUGCCCAGUUUUCAAGCUCGGCUAUAUGGUACAAGAGUCAGGCCAGAAUUUUAGCACCCUGGCCGAGAAGGGCGGGGUGGUAGGCAUCACCAUCGACUGGCACUGUGACCUGGACUGGCAUGUGCGACACUGCAAACCCGUCUAUGAGUUCCACGGGCUGUAUGAAGAGAAAAACCUGUCUCAAGGCUUCAACUUCAGGUUUGCCAGGCACUUCGUGGAGAAUGGGACCAACUACCGGCACCUCUUCAAGGUGUUUGGGAUUCGCUUUGACAUCCUUGUGGACGGCAAGGCUGGCAAGUUUGACAUCAUCCCCACCAUGACCACCAUUGGCUCUGGGAUUGGCAUCUUUGGGGUGGCCACGGUUCUCUGCGACCUGCUGCUGCUCCAUAUCCUGCCCAGGAGGCACUACUACAAGCAAAAGAAGUUCAAGUACGCGGAGGACGUGGGGCCAGGGCCGGGGGCGCACGACCCUGCGGCCACCAGCUCCACCCUGGUUCUGCAGGAGAACGUGAAGACAUCCUGACCUCUGCCCCCGCCCCCCACUGGACACAGCAGGCGGGGAGCCUGGUGGGGUCUCAGCCAGGGCGGAGGGGUCUCCCCAGGAGCGCUCCCACCCUGUCAGCCAGGCAGACACCAGGUUGCCGGAAGCUCAGGGUGGACUCCGGGAGAGACCUGCACAAUUCUGGGCUCUGGCUCCAACUCUGCAGCCCCCAAGGGAGCCUCACCCCAGCCUCAGCCACUCCUGG